UGGGCAGGUCCGGCGCAUCAUUUCCUUUAGAAUUUGGAGCACGCAGCUUUGCCGUCCCAGUGAGUAUGCGAGAACAUUAGCUCUUGUCUGCACGUACACAUUCCACCCAAGAAGAUUUGACCGAAUUUAAGACAGAAACAUUUCGGUAGCACGGUUACCGCUGCCAUGCCAAAUAUCGUUUUGUUCAGCGGAAGCUCGCACCAUGAUCUGUCACAGAAAGUGGCUGACAGACUCGGUUUGGAAUUAGGAAAAGUGAUUACGAAGAAAUUCAGCAACCAAGAAACAUGCGUGGAGAUCGGCGAGAGCGUGCGUGGGGAGGACGUCUACAUCGUGCAGAGCGGCUGCGGCGAGAUCAACGACAACCUGAUGGAGCUGCUGAUCAUGAUCAACGCCUGCAAGAUCGCCUCAGCCUCCCGCGUCACAGCCGUCAUCCCCUGCUUCCCCUACGCCCGGCAGGACAAGAAGGACAAGAGUCGCGCCCCCAUCUCCGCCAAGCUGGUGGCCAACAUGCUGUCCGUGGCGGGAGCCGAUCACAUCAUCACCAUGGACCUCCACGCCUCCCAGAUCCAGGGCUUCUUUGACAUCGCCGUGGACAACCUGUACGCCGAGCCCGCGGUCCUGCAGUGGAUCCGGGAGAACAUUCCGGAAUGGAAGAACUGCAUCAUCGUGUCGCCGGACGCCGGCGGCGCGAAACGCGUGACGUCCAUCGCCGACCGGCUGAACGUGGAGUUCGCGCUCAUCCACAAGGAGAGGAAGAAGGCCAACGAGGUGGACCGCAUGGUGCUGGUGGGCGACGUGAAGGACCGCGUGGCCAUCCUGGUGGACGACAUGGCCGACACCUGCGGCACCAUCUGCCACGCCGCCGACAAGCUGAUUUCUGCCGGAGCCACUAAAGCCUACGCCAUCCUGACUCACGGAAUCUUCUCCGGCCCGGCCAUCUCGCGCAUAAACAACGCGCCGUUCGAGGCGGUGGUCGUCACCAACACCAUCCCCCAGGAGGAGAAGAUGAGGCAGUGCCCGAAGAUCCAGGUCAUUGAUAUAUCCAUGAUCCUGGCUGAAGCCAUCCGGAGAACUCACAACGGAGAGUCCGUGUCCUACCUCUUCAGCCACGUGCCGUUGUGAGGGAGGGAAAGUGGGCGGUGCUCUCUCCCGAUUGGCCGGUUGGCUCGUGGCCAGUUUAGCCCUCCCUGGCUGAAAUCGAGCCCAUUGGUGGGAGGUUCCCAUGUGACUGACUGUUUCCAUUGACGUUUCCCCUAGUGGAUCACCACCUAUUUAUAUUACAGAUUUCUUUUUUUUUUUUUGUUUGUUUCUUAUUAUACAUGUUCCUUAGCACCGAAACUCAAAAUGUCCAAAUGUUGCCCAAAUCCAGAGUUUUGUAGACUUAUUAUUUGUACCGCAUUGUAAAGGCACUGUAAAUUUAUAAUUCCCUUAAGUAAAAAGUAAGAUUUGGUUUUUA
Messenger RNA from Anguilla anguilla (European eel), 1456 nucleotides. RefSeq names its product ribose-phosphate pyrophosphokinase 2. The coding region runs from base 166 to 1122 and encodes 318 amino acids. Gene Ontology annotation, biological process: 5-phosphoribose 1-diphosphate biosynthetic process; purine nucleotide biosynthetic process. The record is from RefSeq and is a predicted model, not a curated record. Gene Ontology annotation, cellular component: ribose phosphate diphosphokinase complex; cytoplasm. The transcript has 7 exons. Gene Ontology annotation, molecular function: ribose phosphate diphosphokinase activity; magnesium ion binding. NCBI's taxonomy places the organism in Eukaryota, Metazoa, Chordata, Actinopteri, Anguilliformes, Anguillidae.